GUGGGAUAUUUCGUAAUUAACAAAUAUUAAAGACAUAAAGAAAAGGAAAAUAACAAAAGAAAAAGGGAACUAGGGCAAAAAAAAAAAACACAGAACACAGCUGCAAAUCCCUCAAUAAUCCCCUCAAAAAUAAAAUUACUAAAGAAAUCGAAGUGAUUUUUGUCUUCCCCACCGUCAUAACAUACAAAACCAAUACACACACAUAAUAUAUAUAUACAUCGCUCUAUCUAUCUGCUGAAUUUUGCCUUCUCCAAAUCAUAUCCUUAAUCGUGAAAAAAGGAAUCGAGUAAUGCAACAACAAGGUGAAACGUCGGUGUUGAGUUUGAGACCCGGUGGUGGUGGCGGCGGCGGAAGCAGGCUUUUCGUACCGCGUUUUAGCUCCUCUUCCUCUUCUGAUCUUACCAAUGUUGGCGGCGAAGAAACUACUUUUGUCGUCAAGAGAGGAGACGGUGGUGAGCGUUUGAAAUUUACCCGAGAACAGUUGCUUCAGCUGAAAGAGACGAUCCAAGUCUCUGUUGAGAUUCUGAGACGCAGUAAGGAAAUCUCGCCGGAGCUUUUCGGCGAAGAGCAGAGUUGGGUUGGUCGUGCAGCUGAGAGUAAACCAUCAAACCAACCUCAUAAUCGUCAUACCGAGACUGAUAACCGUGACUGGCAUAGCCGUGCUCCGGUCUCAAUCCCUGCUAAAGAAUGGUCAAGGGACGAAGGUAGAGAGGCUAAAAAUCCAUCUAACCAAGUGUCUGGUCCUCCUCCUAAGCUGGUGAAAGCAGAGGUCCCAUGGUCAGCUAAAAGAGGAGCUCUUUCGGAUAAGGACCGUGUCCUCAAGAGCGUGAAAGGUAUUCUGAACAAGCUUACUCCUGAGAAGUAUGAGCUUCUCAAAGGCCAAUUGAUUGACUCUGGCAUCACUUCUGCGAAAAUCCUAGAGGGAGUGAUACGGCUGAUUUUCGAGAAUGCUGUACUGCAGCCAACGUUCUGUGAGAUGUAUGCUCUUCUGUGCUGUGAUAUCAAUGGGAAGCUCCCUUCGUUUCCAUCGGAGGAGCCCGGAGGGAAGGAAGUAACUUUCAAACGAGUCCUUUUGAAUAACUGCCAAGAGGCAUUCGAAGGUGCUAAAAAGGGUAUGGAAGAGAUCAGAAAGAUGACCAAUCCAGACCAAGAGAUGGAGAGAAUGGAUAAGGAGAAGCUUGCGAAGCUCAGGACUUUAGGGAAUCUCCGUCUGAUUGGUGAGCUUCUGAAGCAGAAGAUGGUUACAGAGAAGAUAGUUCAUUACAUUGUACAAGAGCUUAUAGGCGAUGACAGUAAAGCUUGCCCAGCAGAUGGAGAUGUCGAGGCUCUAUGCCAGCUUUUCAUAAUCAUCGGGAAGCAACUCGACGAGAACCCAAGAUCUCGAGGCGUGAACGACAUGUACUUCCUUCGUUUGAAGAACAUAGCAACGCACCCUCAGCUAGAGCUUCGUCUCAGAUUCAUGGUCCAGGACGUUAUCGAUCUCCGAGCUCACAAAUGGGUACCGAGGCGUGAGGAGGUGAAAGCAAAGAAAAUCACUGAGAUCCAUUCAGAGGCAGAGAGGAAGCUCGGGUUACGCCCUGGCGCGAUGGCUAGUAUGAGAAACAACAGCAACAACAACAACAACCGUGGCGCAGAGAGUAGUAUUGGCUCUGGAAACAUCCUUGGCCGUCCUGGUACCGGAGGAAUGAUGCCUGGCAUGCCGGGAGCUACUAGGAAGAUGGCUAUGGAUGAAGACGGCUGGGAGAUGGCGCGUACUCGGUCCAUGCCACGAGGCAACAGACAUGCUGUUGCUGCGCGUGGUCAGCCUUCUCCUGCUGUCAACAAGUCACUCUCAGUCAACUCAAGGCUGCUUCCUCAGGGCAGUGGAGGCUUGCUCAAUGGUGGUGGUAGUAGUAGGCCAAGCGCUCUUUUGCAAGGUAACGGUUCAGCUCCUCAAGCCCCUAAACCCGUUCCAACCGUCGAGAAGCCGAGACCUCAGCCUCAGCCACAGGCGGUGGCUCCUCUCGCUACUAGCCUGAGCGUGGGAGAGCUUGAAAGAAAGACUAAGUCGCUUCUUGAGGAGUAUUUCGGUGUUCUUUUAUUGGAUGAGGCAUCUCAAUGCGUUGAGGAGCUAAAAUCUCCUUCAUACCACCCGGAGCUUGUCAAAGAAGCGGUCUCACUCGGUCUAGAGAAGAACCCUCCGUGCGUUGAACCAGUUUUCAACCUCUUGAAACAUCUGAUGACAAAGAAUGUUCUGGCUAGUAAAGAUGUAGGUGCCGGUUGUUUGCUGUACAGCUCUAUGUUGGAUGACAUUGGAAUCGAUCUGCCAAAAGCACCAAGCAGCUUCGGAGAGAUCCUUGGGAAGUUGGUCUCGGUUAAUGUCUUGGGUUUCGAGAUGGUUAAAGAGGUUUUGAAGAAGAUGGAAGAUGAAUGGUUCAGGAAAACUGUGUUUGAUGCGGUGGUAAAGAGCGUUGGCGAGAGUCCAACGGGACAGUCUGUUUUGGAUUCGCAGGCGGCGGAGGUCGAAGCUUGUCGGAGUUUGCUCUGAAAGUGCUUCUUGCCGGCCAAGUUUUGAACAUUUUCUUGAGUAGUCUGAAUUCUGUUUUAUACAACUUGGAAAUAUUUUUAUUUAGUUCUGUUACCUUUUUUUCUCUUUAUUAUAGUAGUUUUUUUUUUCCAUUCUUGAGUUUUGAAACAUUUCAGGAUGAGAAAAGAAAAAUAUACAUUUGUUGA
Thlaspi arvense is the source of this 2712-nucleotide messenger RNA. Lineage: Eukaryota; Viridiplantae; Streptophyta; Magnoliopsida; Brassicales; Brassicaceae. The record is from the annotation of a GenBank genome assembly.